AUGCCAUCCAGAAAGAAAAGCACCAUGUUUUCAUCUGCAUUUUCCACCUCUGUCUCCUCCUUCGUGCUGAUUUGUGUGGGGCUGGCAACCCAGGACUGGGUGACCAGUGAGCUUCUCUACAAGAGCACCAACUCCAGCGUCACCAUCACCCUCAACUAUGGACUUUUCAGAGGUACCUGUGAACAGUUCUAUCUUGCAGGACUUCAGGGGCCAAAAUCAAAUUUCCAAGUUGCAGAUGCUCUGAGCAGCAACGCGACAAAGAGCAUCAACAUUGCCAUCAUUGUGAUUCUGGUUCUCUGUUUGCUGAGUUCCCUUCUCAGCUCUGGAUUUACCUGUGCUAAUGCUGUCAGCAAUCCAUACCAGACCUUUUUGGGCCCUUUUGGAGUCUACACCUGGAAUUCCUUAUGUGGAAUCCUCACGCUCCUAGCCAUGAUACUCUUUCCUGUGAACAUAGAAAGAAACAGGCUGGCUGAAGAAUUGGCCCCCCGUGGAUGUUCUACCUCUCUGCAGACACCGCUCAAAUCUCAGCACAGUUAUGGCUAUUCAUACUGGAUCCUGCUGCCCAUCAUCCUCCUGAGCAUUGCUUCUAUCAUCAUCAUCUAUUUCUAUGACCAUGCAAGAUAUUCCAGGAAGAAAGAACAGGAAAGACCCAUUGAAAAUGCACCAAAAGAUGUCAUUCUAUUUUAA
Acanthisitta chloris (rifleman) is the source of this 687-nucleotide messenger RNA. It is a transcript of the gene CLRN3, whose product is annotated as clarin 3. The transcript has 3 exons. Bases 1 to 687 code for a protein of 228 amino acids. Lineage: Eukaryota; Metazoa; Chordata; Aves; Passeriformes; Acanthisittidae. The record is from RefSeq and is a predicted model, not a curated record.